This is a messenger RNA of Macadamia integrifolia, 944 nucleotides long. Its product is annotated as CASP-like protein 4B1. The record is from RefSeq and is a predicted model, not a curated record. The transcript is spliced from 3 exons. NCBI's taxonomy places the organism in Eukaryota, Viridiplantae, Streptophyta, Magnoliopsida, Proteales, Proteaceae. The coding region runs from base 73 to 654 and encodes 193 amino acids.
AUCAAUUUCUUCAAACUCUUCAUUUCCUUCGUCUUCUUCGCGCGUUUUCGCGAUCUUCAUCAUCCAGUUAAGAUGAGUCCCAUGAACGAAUCUGAAAAUAACACUCCACAGAAUCCUGCAAUGGCAAGAUCGCCGGCCGACAUGGAGAACCAGUCAUUAUCUUAUGCGCCCAUCGUCGGCCAGCAAUGGAGAAAAGAAGAUAUUCAGGUGGUUCUAAGGGUGUUAGGGUUGGUCACCUCUAUCAUUUCUUUUGUAGUCAUGGCUAGGAACAGUCAUGGCCUUACCACUGAUGGUUUAGUUGAUUAUACUAACAAUUUCUAUGAUUAUGAUGUUUAUAGGUAUUUGUUAGCAGUUGGGAUUAUUUCUACUGUUUACUGUAAAGCUCAAGUCCUGCGCCAAUUCUGUAAUGGGAUGAAGCCCAUGUUCACACAGAGGGGAUUGAUGUUGCUGGACUUUUUUGGAGAUCAAGUCAUCGCUUACCUGUUGAUCUCUGGGGGAUCAUCAGCCAUUCAAACCACGAGAGAUUUGAAAUCUUCGGGAGUGAUACUUCACUCAUUCACAGAUUCAUCCGCGGCUUCAAUAAGUAUGGCUUUCUUGGCCUUCGGGGCUUUGGCAUUGUCAGCCAUUAUUUCUGCAUUUAAGCUCUCUUCUUAGACAUGUAUCUUAUAAGCUAUCUCUUUUCCUCCAUCACUGAAAUCUUUCCUCUGCGUUAAGGGUUCUCUUUCUUUACUGUUCUAUCUUUUCAGGUCUAGAACUUAGCAAAAAAAAAAAAAAAAAAAAACCAAAUUGCUUUGUUUUUGAAUAAACCUUUUGAAUGUUUGGAGAGACUUAAUUUGUAUUUGUUUCCUAUGGAUUCCCCGGUGUUGUGUUGAUGUAUUGGUUCACUCGUAAUGUAUAUUCCUAUAAUUAAUACAAUUGUUUUAAGCAGUGAAAUUUUUAUCUUU